AUGGACUGCUCCAACGACUGGGACCUGCAGGCGCUCGUGCGGAGCUGCGGUGGCACGGCACCAGCAGCGUGCAGCAGCGGAGCCACGACGGCGCGGCGAGGGGACGACGCUCCUCCGAGGGAAGCUGCUGCUGCUGCUAGCGUCGGCGUCGGCGGCGGCGGCUGUGCGGUGGCAACGGCGCCAGCCCAGGAGUUCCUCGGGCAACCGGUGGCGCGGCGCGACCUCGACUACUUGGACCUCGUGGACCACGACCAGUUGCGCAUGCCCUUCUCCAUCACGCCGUCGUCUCGCGAGACGAUGCCGUCGUCUGGCCGGGCUGGGCAGCAGCUCCGCCACGACGUGCUCUUCUCUCUCCCGGCCAACGCCGCCGCCGUCACCACGUCCGGCCAGAUGCUCCAGCCCAGGAGGCAGCCCGGCCGCAAGCUGGGCGUUCCCAGUCCCAGGGCCAAGAGAAGCAAGAAGAGGCAGGUGAAGAAAGUGGUGUGCGAGGUGCCGGCGGCCGGCGGCGGCGUCUCCUCGGACCUCUGGGCAUGGCGCAAGUACGGCCAGAAGCCUAUCAAGGGCUCACCCUAUCCACGGGGAUACUACAAGUGCAGCAGCCUCAAGAGCUGCAUGGCCCGGAAGCUGGUGGAGCGCAGCCCGGCCAAGCCCGGCGUGCUCGUCGUCACCUACAUCGCCGACCACUGCCACGCGGUGCCCACCAUGAUCAACGCGCUGGCCGGCACCACGCGGGACAGGCCGGGGGCGGCGUCCCCCGACGACGGCAACCACCACCAGGACCAGGAGACGUCGGACGGGGCGGCGGCGUCCGCUGAUAACAAGGUCGACGACGACGGCGCCGACGCCGCGUCCACCAUGACAACCGUGGACGAGAACGACGCGUGGCUGGUGGAUCAUAUGGCGCUGGAGGACGGCGGCGGCGACUGCCCAUUCGAUGAUUUCUUGUGGCCGUUCGAUGACGACUUGGAUCGGUUUCUCGACGACGGCGGCGGCGUUCUUGGACGCCGGCUGUCGCUGUAUCUGGGGACAGGCCUGCCGGGAAACUGA
This is a messenger RNA of Miscanthus lutarioriparius, 1047 nucleotides long. The record is from the annotation of a GenBank genome assembly. NCBI's taxonomy places the organism in Eukaryota, Viridiplantae, Streptophyta, Magnoliopsida, Poales, Poaceae.